AUGAUCAUUCUCUUUGUAGAGGCUGUAUAUAUGGAGAAGGGUGAGUCACUCUGUCGAGUCUGCGGAGACAAGGCAUCGGGAAAACACUAUGGCGUGCCCUCCUGUGAUGGCUGCCGAGGGUUCUUCAAGAGGAGCAUACGAAGAAACCUGGACUACGUGUGUAAGGACAAAGGAAGAUGUGUGAUCGAUGUCAGCCGAAGAAACCAGUGCCAGGCGUGUCGCUUCUCCAAAUGUCUCCGAGUCAACAUGAAAAAGGAUGCUGUCCAGCAUGAACGUGCUCGGAGACCAGGCGCUCAGCCUCCCGUACGGUUAGGCUUCUUCAACCGGCCAGGGUUUGCCCAGAGCCUGUACUAUCAGUCCGUAGGAAUAGGCUAUAUGCCCACCGCUCCCAGCUACAUCGUCCAACCUCCUUCCCCUUCGCCUCCCGCUGAGAUCAAUCCGAGUGUCCGACAAAGUAACCCGCCGGACUACCCUCAAAGUUACCCUAGUUAUCAAAGCGUUCCUCCGAAUUCUCCAUCCGAUCAGUCUUUUCCAUUUCUGUUCCCCACAUUGAAUAGCACGAAUCCGAUUUACGCGUUGCAAAUGCAUGCGAUGCAAUAUGGGAUGUCAGCACGUGUACACCCGAGGUACUUCCAUCCACCGACCAUUCAGCACGAUGGCGCUGGUCCUUCGACUGCUCCAGAUAAUCAGAUAGUGCCAGUGGAUACACAAUCUAUGCGUACUCCGGUGAUUCGCCAUACCGACCUUGAUCCAGAAGACGUCCCCGCUACUGGUAGAGCCAACAUCGAGGAACUAUACAACGUGGUCAAGCUUGAAUACUUUGAUCGCCAAAUGCGCGAAUCCAUGAUUAUAAGUCUGGAGCACAGGAACGAUUUCGACGAACUUGGACUGUUCCUGGAGGACACCGUGAACUGGGUACGACGAGCCUCAGUCAGCGAGAACAUACCGUUCUCCGAACAGAAGAACCUGCUCUUCAAUAACUGGAGGGAGUUGCUGAUCAUCACGACCGCUCAAAGGAAUCACCGUUUCAAUGCUGAACGCAUCGUAGCUCGGCUGGCGGCGGAUCGGCAGAACAUCGAGGACGAAGUGAAGCGUCUCAUGACUGUCAUCAACCGUGUUCUCCUCCUCAACAUGGACCCAACCGAAUUUGACUACUUGAAGAAGAUCAUGCUAUUCCGCACAGUUCGUUCCUCAGAGAUCCCGGUCUUGUGCGCCUCGUCGUCCAGGGAUGAACUUCAAGAGCGAGCGCUUUACCAACUUUACAAAUACAACGCGAAGGACUAUCCCUUCAGGGUCGGGAAAACUCUUCUGCUCCUGCCGAGUGUGUGCUUCGUGGCGCAAAUGGGCCUCCUCGAAAGUCUGCUGUUCAAGAUACCGUGCGAUCUGAACAUGCUGCUUCUCACGUGGCUGGCCAGGGAACAACAAGCCUAAGUAGCUUGUUGUUCAUAUUGUAAAGGAGCUCAGCCAGGCUUUAUUAAUUAGGCUGCGCCCUUACCUUCUAUCUAUCUAUCCUUCAGACUCGUUCGGAACUCGAAAAAUAUUUAGAGCGCUAAAACCUGCUAUGAAUUAUUGAGCUGAAAGUCGAUCUUUAAAUAAACUUUACUGGCCUUUCGGGUUCCG
Aricia agestis (brown argus) is the source of this 1620-nucleotide messenger RNA. RefSeq names its product photoreceptor-specific nuclear receptor-like. Gene Ontology annotation, molecular function: nuclear receptor activity; RNA polymerase II cis-regulatory region sequence-specific DNA binding; zinc ion binding. Lineage: Eukaryota; Metazoa; Arthropoda; Insecta; Lepidoptera; Lycaenidae. The record is from RefSeq and is a predicted model, not a curated record. The transcript is spliced from 8 exons. Gene Ontology annotation, biological process: cell differentiation; regulation of transcription by RNA polymerase II; anatomical structure development. Bases 1 to 1431 code for a protein of 476 amino acids.